Messenger RNA from Penicillium paradoxum, 1221 nucleotides. RefSeq lists its product as uncharacterized. The transcript has a single exon. Lineage: Eukaryota; Fungi; Ascomycota; Eurotiomycetes; Eurotiales; Aspergillaceae. The record is from RefSeq and is a predicted model, not a curated record. Bases 1 to 1221 code for a protein of 406 amino acids.
AUGCCUCCUCGAAGACAAACGUACUACAUGAAUAUGGGCAAGAGUUUUAUGCCCAGGUUCUGGGGUCCACUUGGUCUCUGGAAUCCCGAAGAUCCAAGUAUAGUCGCAGCUCAAGAUAUGGUUCUGGCGCAUCUUCAUACAGCCCACGAUGAUAUACAAGAUAGAUGGAUAGAAGAAGGGCUCGACCCUUCGACUCUCCUCAAAUCCAGGGUCAAGAAAGCUGAGCUAAAAACUAGGUUUAUUGAGGCAAGCGCACAGCUUCCUCCAGCAGUGCGAAGUCUAGAUCCCCAGAUCGCAGCUGAUUAUCUAUGGGAUCUAUACUCGUAUUACAGGCACCACGAGCCCUUGAACUGGGGAUUGGGAGGCCCCCCCAUUGGGCCUUUUCAAGCUAAGCAGUGGCGUCCACUGGGUCUCUGGAAUCCCACCAAUGAUCCCACCAUCCGCGCAGCCCAAGACAUGGUCCUAGCGCAUAUUCAUACAGUCCAUGAUCGGGUGCUAGGUGGCUGGGUGAGCUCAGGAAGGGAACCGCGCUUUUUCCUUGUUACACUCGACAACCUACUCGCACUCAAAUCCGGGUUCAUCGAUCCGGCAGCACAGCUCCCACAAUCCAUUCGGGAUCUUCAACCAGACGAAGCAUCCGAGGCUAUGUAUGUGCUGUAUCGGAAUAUUAGGGAUCGUAACCCCCGUGAGUGGGGAGUGAACCAUACCGAACGGUUGGCACCUCAAUUUUGGGCUCCUCUCGGUCUUGCGAACCCCAAUAAUGAUCCGGCUAUUGCUGCAGACCAAGCUAUGGUUAUGACGCAUUUGCAUACAGUUCACGAUAGGUUUCAUGGCCCCUGGGUGAGUUUGGGAAAUACCCUGCCGAGUUUCCUUAUAGCAAGGGCUAAUCAAGACAAGCUAAAAGCUGGGCUCGUCGAUUCGGCAGCACAGCUCCCAGCAUCAGUGCGGAAUCUUGAUCCCGAGGCAGCAUCCACAGCUCUAUUUGAGCUUUAUCAUUUUUACAGACAAUAUGAGCCCCUGGACUGGGGACUGCCACCUGGUAAGCAACCAUCCAUGCCAAGGCUACUCAAAAUGCACAAGGCUGCCGUAAGUAAAGAAGGAGGAGGAGGAGGCCCGGAGGCCCCCGCAGUCCCCGAAGUCGAGAUGGGAGAAGCAGAGGAAGAAGCAGAAGAGGCUGCAGUGCGGAAAUAUAUAGGCGGUUGGCUCCAAGAGCAUCCCUAG